AUGUCGGCCAACAGCCUCACCGAGGAGCUCCGCGCUCUCACCCUCACCUCCCUCGGCGACCCCGGAGCGUCUGGUGUCGUCCUCGCCAAGCGCCCCGACAAGGGCGGCACGCUCGGCCGUCGCAUCGAGCUGUACGCCAACCUGUACAAGAUCGAGUUCCGCAAGUCAGCCUCGAUCGCCCACUACGACGUCAACAUCGUCGCCGUCAAGGACGGGCCGGCCAAGGCGGGCACGGGCAUCAACCGCGAGACGUCUAUCGCCGUGUGGGACGCCCUCGUCGCGUCCAACCCGGACGGCCUCGGCCAGCAGCUCAAGAGCGCCGCGUUCGACAACCAGAAGAACGCCUUCUGCCUCGGCAACCUCGCGUUCGCCAACGGCGUCAAGGUCUUCCGCGUCUCGCUCGAGGCCGAGACGGCCGAGCGCCCGCCGCGCCUGUUCGACGUCAAGCUCCAGCUCGCCCAGGUCAUCUAG
Messenger RNA from Rhodotorula graminis WP1, 471 nucleotides. RefSeq lists its product as uncharacterized. The record is from RefSeq and is a predicted model, not a curated record. Bases 1 to 471 code for a protein of 156 amino acids. NCBI's taxonomy places the organism in Eukaryota, Fungi, Basidiomycota, Microbotryomycetes, Sporidiobolales, Sporidiobolaceae. The transcript is spliced from 2 exons.